This is a messenger RNA of Perognathus longimembris pacificus (Pacific pocket mouse), 657 nucleotides long. RefSeq names its product keratin-associated protein 9-1-like. The coding region runs from base 1 to 657 and encodes 218 amino acids. The transcript has a single exon. Lineage: Eukaryota; Metazoa; Chordata; Mammalia; Rodentia; Heteromyidae. The record is from RefSeq and is a predicted model, not a curated record.
AUGCGACGCAGACACCAGAACCCCUGUAAGCACCUGCCCGGAACCGCGCUGCUGCAACCACGCUGCUGCAACCACGCUGCUGCAACCACGCUGCUGCUGCAACCACGCUGCUGCAACCACGCUGCUGCAACCACGCUGCUGCUGCAACCACGCUGCUGCAACCGCGCUGCUGCAACCACACUGCUGCAACCACGCUGCUGCAACCACGCUGCUGCAACCACGCUGCUGCAACCACGCUGCUGCAACCACACUGCUGCAACCACGCUGCUGCAACCACGCUGCUGCAACCACGCUGCUGCAACCACGCUGCUGCAACCACGCUGCUGCAACCACACUGCUGCAACCGCGCUGCUGCAACCACACUGCUGCAACCACGCUGCUGCAACCACGCUGCUGCAACCACGCUGCUGCAACCACACUGCUGCAACCACGCUGCUGCAACCACGCUGCUGCAACCACGCUGCUGCAACCACGCUGCUGCAACCACACUGCUGCAACCACGCUGCUGCAACCACACUGCUGCAACCACGCUGCUGCAACCACACUGCUGCAACCACGCUGCUGCAACCACGCUGCUGCAACCACGCGUCAAGGGACGGGGAAGAGGAGAGCGGCUCCUGCCCCCCCCCACCCCGUCCUCAGCCUCUUCAUCCCUAG